Molecule: messenger RNA, 2597 nt
Organism: Patiria miniata (bat star)
Lineage: Eukaryota; Metazoa; Echinodermata; Asteroidea; Valvatida; Asterinidae
Product: monocarboxylate transporter 13-like
Exons: 5
Coding region: 328-1644 (438 amino acids)
Biological process (GO): monocarboxylic acid transport; transmembrane transport
Molecular function (GO): monocarboxylic acid transmembrane transporter activity
Source: RefSeq, a predicted model, not a curated record
UGGAGGGUAUAAUCCGACUCAAACCGUUGCCUGCGAUGGCUCUACUAUUAUUACCCCACUCGGUUUUUUUUUCACAAAGGGAGCGUCAUUGUUCACUUCAAUACAAUGAACAAGGGAUUUCUGUUGACUGCUGAAAAUGGAAAAAGAGGCGCCAUGCAUUUGAGGAGGUCGGCCACCUUCUAUUCCGAUUGUUUGUCUGGAUCCGCUGGUUGGAAUACAUGUACAUGUAUCAGCGCAACGUGUCGUGAUAGUUACAUGAACAACAAUGACAAUUUGAAUCUACACCAUGAAAACCAGCAAAGCCUGGUAGAGUAAAUUGUUUGCAUCAUGGCGAAGUCAGGCAGUGUGACUAUCCCGGAGACCGAGCCUCCAUACGGCUGGGUAGUCGUAGCGAGCAGUCACGUCGUCUUCAUUCUCUGGACGGGCUUUGUCAAGACUAUCGGGGUUCUCCUGCCGUCGCUGAUGGACUUCUACCACACCGAUGCCCUAGCUCUGGGUUGGAUCACGGCUUCAUUUUGUGCGACGAACAACAUAGCCGCUGUGUUUGGUAGUGUGUUGAGUAUCCUCAUUGGCGGUCGCCAAGUGGUCAUCCUAGGCGGUCUCAUGGCAACCAGUGGUCUAUUGUUAGCAUCAAUCUCCAGCAGUCUCUAUCAGUUUGCUCUAGCGCUCAUCUUUCUCACUGGAAGUGGCUUUGGGAUGGUAAUGUGCGUCUGCAAGGUUCAUCUUGGAUUGUACUUCAACGAACGUCUGGCUUUUGCUUCGAGUAUUGUUACGAUGGGCGUACCGGUGGGUUUGAUCAUUUUCCCGGCGUUUGCUGAGCUGCUCCGCAUCACGUAUGGCAUAAGGGGGACUUUACUCAUUCUAAGUGCGCUCACCAUGCACCUCGUAGCGUGUGGAGCCUUACUGCGCCCAUCUUUUGGCAUCAGUAGCCAACAACGAGGGGGAAACGAAGGCUAUGCGCUGAUAACAUCUUCAGAGACCGAGAAACAAUCCCAUCCUUGCCAUAUACUGAGAACACACCUGGCAGGACUUCUGGACGUUAAACUACUAGCUAGCGUGGACAUGUGGAUGCUGAUCGUGUGCUACACGCUGGCCUCUUUCGUGAACGAUUCCUGGAUCACCUUCAUGGUGUCCAACGCCGUCUCGAAGGGAUUCGACGAUUACGUGGCGACGACUUUCAGCAUCACCGCCGGUUGCUCUGCCGUGAUCUUCAGCGUGCUUCAGGGCAUCAUCAUCACCCGUGGAAUCGCUGGUAUCCGCCCUGUCACGGCGGUGGCCACUGCCAUCGGCAGCACGGCGUUGUUUCUGAAUCCCCUUCUCACUAGCUACUCGGCCAUACUUGUUGCCGUCGUGAUGUACGGCAUAUCGCUGGCUGUUCUGAACCCCAGCUUCGUCACUCUGGCGAUUGAAACUCAAGGACGAGAACGCGCCUCAAAGGCCUUCGGCUGGAUGGGCCUCUUCUCGGGGAUUUUCAGACUCCUUUUUGGAUUCUCAACCGGUCUCCUUCGCAAUAUCACAGGAUACUACAACGCUACCUUCAUCUUGCUAGGAGCUAUGUUGGCCAUCAUUAUACCUACGCUUUUCUUGGAUACGCUGGUGUCUAAAAUGUUGGAACAUCGGCUGGCGUUAGUAAAACAACGAUGAUGAGGCAUAGACGAAAAAACACUAGUCUUAUGGCUGUAUCAGUCUGGAAAGACAUCUGACUAAAAUGAGGGACAAUUAAAUAAGACGAUCACACCAGGCCCGCAUGUCUCUACUAUCGAUCACCAGCGUCCAAGACUAGAUAGGACGGGGAUCAGUGUAUUCUCUUCGAAGUGAAUUGCCAAGUCCCAAACUAUUCAAAAUGUGUGCAUUAAUUAUUCAAAAUUCAAAAGUGAAUAUCCGUUUUAUUAACUCCCAGAAAGAAAACGCAAUUUAUGGAAAUAUAAUCCAGUAUUUUCUUGAUAAAAUUCGAAUAUAGCACGAACAGUGCAUCAAGCUCAUAAUCGAAUUAUCAUAAUGCAGAAGAGGUGCUGUUUUUUUUGCUUAGUGUUGCUUCUGCUCUGUUAGCUAAUAAGCGAUGUUGUUUUACACAUAGUCGUGAAUCGUUGCAUUUUACCACCUGCUAUUUCUGUCUGAAAAGAUAUUUGGUUUCAUUUGGGAAUCAUAUUUCCCUUCAAAUAACAUUGUUAGUAGCCUUUAAUUUCAAGACGAGAAUAUAUCAAAUGGAAAUUUGAUGAUACCGUCUGCAAAUUGGCAUUAAGCCUAUGUUGAUGAAAGUAUUCGUUUUUUUUUUUUACAUUUUUGUUUACAUUUGUUGCCCGAAGUGCCGAAGUGCCAGUAACAUUAAAGAUGAAAAGUGAAUCAAGAAUUUGGUCAUCAAGCUUCAUGCUGAAAAGCUUUUGGUUAAUAAGCAAAAUAUUUCCGGUCUAAAAUUUCCAUACAUGGAGUACGCCCUCUCCUUUAGUCUUUACGUCUUAUUUUACACACAGAUUGGUUUGUACAAAAUAAUGAAGGUUUGCACAGUGGCGCACCCAGGAUUUUUGUUACAAAUUUGUUAAAAGUUGAAUAAAAAAAAAAAAUGUUGCCCAUAAUUUUUGGCUGCGGAAAAAAUUGGU